This is a messenger RNA of Phyllopteryx taeniolatus (common seadragon), 2521 nucleotides long. RefSeq names its product zinc finger and SCAN domain-containing protein 2-like. The record is from RefSeq and is a predicted model, not a curated record. Gene Ontology annotation, cellular component: nucleus. The transcript is spliced from 2 exons. Gene Ontology annotation, biological process: regulation of transcription by RNA polymerase II. Gene Ontology annotation, molecular function: RNA polymerase II transcription regulatory region sequence-specific DNA binding; DNA-binding transcription factor activity, RNA polymerase II-specific. The coding region runs from base 453 to 1646 and encodes 397 amino acids. NCBI's taxonomy places the organism in Eukaryota, Metazoa, Chordata, Actinopteri, Syngnathiformes, Syngnathidae.
GAGCCAGUGUGAGCCAGUAGGAGCCGGCGGUGAGCCGGUGGUGAGCCAGUGCGAGCCGACGACGAGAGCCGGCCGUGAGCCGGCAAUGUGAGCCAGGCCGAGCCGGCGGUGAGCCGGUGGUGAGCCAGUGUGAGCCGGCGUUGAGCCAGUGUGUGCCAGCGUGAACCGGAAGUGGCGUACGUCGAGCUAAUCCCUGAUGCUACAAAAUUCGCUUAGUCCUUUGAAGGGUGCUGAAGGCUCAUACAGGACGUCCGACAUGACUUUACUGGACUAAACAUCAAACUUGGACAUUCUUUCGAACUUCGUGUCCGGUUAAAGUCGUCUCCCGUGCACGUUGUAGCUUCUCGGCCUGGUUUAGCUUAGCUUGCUAGCCGUCAACAAAGAGACGCGUUUGUGAGCAACACAAGCAGAAAACAAACGUGAAAGUAAAGUGUCGUGUUUAUCGUGUGAACAUGUGUGCAAGGAGGACAGCGGAGUACGAGGAGGAACUUUGUGGAGCAGAAGACGAGAACGAGCCACAACGCCGACUACUCGAUGCUGUUUGCAAGAUGCAGCAUCGCGAUGCGCAACACAGAGAAGACGCCACUGAAGAUCUCCGGCAGGAGCCAGAGCCACCUCCCAUUAAACAGGAAGAAGAGGUCCCCCACAUCAAAGAGGAAGAGGAGCCACAGCCCCCUGACAUUAAAAAGGAGGAAGAGCACCUCCACAUUGAGGAGGAAGAAGAGCCUCCCUACAUUAAAGAGGAAGAGGAGGAGGAGGCUAUCGCCAAGUUUCCAUCAAUUGGUGUCCCUGCGAAAAGUGCAGCUGAAGGUCAAAGUGAGGAGAACAGAGGUGCGGAGCCUCGAACCAGCAGCAGCUCGAGUCAACAUAUGACAUCGGAAGAUGAUGGCGACCGCCUCGGAGGAUCACAAGCAGACGGCCUCUUAGCUCCACUGUCAGAUAGUGACGACAUGACGUCACACUCAUCUGACUAUGAUGAUUAUAAACAGUCUGAAGGUCAUCAGACGUGUUACACUGACAACAAGCAAUGGAAACCUUCUCAGUGUGGGAAAACGUCUUGUAAGGGCAAAUUGAAACAACACAUGAGAGUGCACACUGGAGAGAAACCUUUUGUCUGCUCAGUUUGUGGUCAAGGAUUCACUCGGAAGGGAGACUUAAAAAUACACACAAGAACUCACACUGGUGAGAAACCUUUUGCCUGCUCAGUUUGCGGUCAAAGUUUCACUCGGAAGGGAGACUUAAAAAUACACACAAGAACCCACACCGGCGAGAAACCUUUUACCUGCACAGUUUGUAGUAAACAAUUCUCUCAUAAGGGAAACUUAAGAAGUCACACAAGAACCCACACUGGAGAGAAGCCUUUUUCCUGCGCAGUUUGUGGCCAAAGAUUCUCUGAUAAGGGAAACUUGACAAAACACACGAGAACCCACACUGGUGAAAAACCAUUUUCCUGCUCAGCUUGUUGUCAAAGGUUCUCCGAAAAGGGAGACCUAAAAAGACACACAAGAACACACACGGGAGAGAAACCUUUUGCCUGCACCAUUUGCGGUCAAAGAUUCUCUCGUAGGUAUUGGGCUAAGACACACAAGUGUGCUGGUGAGAAUCGCAGUGAUCAAGAAGCGUUAAAUGAAAAUGUCAAUGUUUAAUAUCAAAGGUAUUGACUAUCAUGCUCAUUUCCAAAACGCAUCUGCCAUUGGGAAGUGAUUACAUAGCAGAUAUACAGCAGUUCAACGGAUAAAUAUGAUGCACUGCUUGUUGUAUCCAGCGCCUUCCGGUCUUUGUCUCUUUCCGGCGCUGCGACGUCACAUAAGCCAAACAUCGUGUUCAUUCGGCGUCGUGUGCAACGGUUCCAUGCUGUUGUUCCUUGUGUAUUUGUUGACGUGUGAUUUAGCGAUGUCACGAUGGUUUAUUGUGUGGCAUUUGGCUGUACAAAUGGUUCAGGCAGCGGCAAGAGUUUUUUUUGAUUUUGGCCUUCCAAGUGAAAAAGGAAUACGUGACCAGUGGAUAGGGAAAGCCAAUGGACAGGGGGAGAAACGUGCUCGGCUAUGGGUGCCUAGCGAACGUUCCAAGCUGUGCCGAUCACUUCCAACCGCCGUGUUUUGAGAAAGACUUGGCAGAACGCAUUGGAUGCAGAGGCUGAAACCGGCUACGGCCAUCGGGACCUCGACCGCCAGCCGGAGAACUAAAUGUCGCACCGUGGCGAAGCGCCGAUCAUUUCCUGGGAUAUACCUACGACUCUGUUAUGGUUACUAUGUACUGGGCAGCAGGAAACAAAGAUCCACGCAGUAGUUUUCAGUACUGACCUCUGUACUUUUGCAAAUAUGAAUUUGAACUGACCCCAUAACAUCUUUGUCAUCUGACCUUGAAGCAACGCAUGCGUUUUGUCCAAUGUUUUUUGUGAUUUGGGUAUCAAAUAAGUGGAUGAUUGAUUGAAGUCAUCUGUGAAGAAACUUUGACUUUUGGUGGUAAACUGUAAAGUGCACAUGUGAUCCUUGAUCAAAUAAACCUCUUCAAAUAGUGG